AUGUCAGAACUCGAGCAUCCCAAGAAGCUUCACAUAGCCAUGUUCCCAUGGGUCGCCAUCGGCCACAUCACCCCUUUCAUCCACCUGGCCAACGUCCUCGCCGGCCGUGGCCAUUCCAUCUCCAUCCUCCUCCCUCCAAAGGCCCUUUCACAGCUGGCCCACCACAACCUCCGGCCGGAACUCGUCUCUCUCCACCCUGUCCCCGUUCCCCACGUCCCGGGCCUCCCUGCCGGAGCUGAGACCGCCUCUGACAUCGACAUCACCGCCAAGAACCCACUCGCCAUAGCCUUCGAUGCCAUGUCCCCAGAGGUCGAGUCCCUGCUGAUCGACCUCAGGCCUGACGUUGUUUUCUACGACUUCGCAGACUGGAUCCCGGCCUUAGCUGCGAAGAUCGGGUUCAAGACCGUAUGCUACAACGUCAUCUGCGCCUCGGUCAUGGCGAUCGGCGGGGUUCCGGCGAGGGUCAUCCCGGAGGACCGACCGCUGACGGACGAGGAGCUGAUGACGCCGCCGGAGGGGUACCCCUCCACCACAGUCGUCCUCCGCGGCCAGGAGGCCCGCACCCUGUCCUUCAUCGCCAUGGACUACGGCGCAACACGGUUCGACGCCCGAAUCUCCGCCGCCAUGAGCGGCUGCGACGCCAUCGGGAUACGCACCUGCCGCGAGCUGGAGGGCCCGAUGUGCGAUUACCUCUCGGCGCAGUACGGGAAGCCCGUCAUCCUCUCCGGCCCGGUCCUCCCGGAUUCCCCCAAGGGCCAGCUAGAGGACCGUUGGAAGACCUGGCUCGACAAAUUCGGGCCCAGGUCCGUUGUCUACUGCGCCUUCGGCAGCCAGAUGAUCCUCCAGAAGGCACAAUUUCAGGAGCUCUUGCUCGGAUUCGAGAUGACGGGCCUCCCCUUCUUCGUCGCCCUAUCGAAGCCCCACGGCGCCGACUCGAUAGAGGAGGCCCUGCCGGAGGGGUUUCUGGAUCGGGUCGGGGAACGGGCGGUGGUGACCGACGGGUGGGUCCAGCAGGAACAGAUCCUGAAACACGUGGCGGUGGGGUGCUUCGUGAGCCAUUGUGGGUUCGGGUCAAUGUGGGAGUCGCUGCUGAGCGAGAGCCAGAUCGUGUUGGUGCCGCGGCUGGCGGACCAGAUCCUGAACACGCGGCUGCUGGCGGAGGAUCUGAAGGUGGCGGUGGAGGUGAAGAGAGGGGAAAUGGGGUGGUUCUCUGCGGAGGAUCUAUGCGGGGCGGUGAAGAGCGUUAUGGAGGAAGAAAGUGAGGUGGGGAAGACGGUGAGAGCUAACCAUGGUAAGUGGAGGGAGACUCUGGUUAGGCCGGGGUUUAUGGAUGGUUAUGUCGAUGGGUUUAUAGACCAAUUGUAUGGGCUCACUGGUUAA
This is a messenger RNA of Striga hermonthica, 1380 nucleotides long. The record is from the annotation of a GenBank genome assembly. Lineage: Eukaryota; Viridiplantae; Streptophyta; Magnoliopsida; Lamiales; Orobanchaceae.